AUGAAGACCAUCUCACUGGCAGAGGCCGAGAAUGGAAACGGAAAGAGGACUAUCCUUGUUGCUGGAGCAACAGGAAGAGUGGGACGGUAUGUCUGCGAGCAGGUCUUGCUGAGAUAUCCAGGAUCGCAAGUGAGAGCUACGUUUCGAAACGAAACCAAAGCCUCUCAGGUCUUGUCGAAGCUCACCAAGGACUACCCUUCGAGGAUCGAACUUGUCCAGUGUGACCUCAACAAGCGGAGUGACGUUCGAACCAUCACGCAAGGAGUCAGUCAGGCCGUCUGGUGCGCCUCAGGCUUCGCUCCGCCUCGAGGAGGGAUUUUCUCCCGGCUGCUGUACCUCGUCAAGAUCAAAAUGCAGCAGAAACUGAGGAGAGCUCUCGACAUCCGCGGGCCUGCCAUGAUGGCAGAGAUGCUCAAAGACCAGCCUCCCCCUCUGAUUGCGAAAGGAGAAGGCACCGUCACAGUUGAGAGGAAGGAGCAAGGGGACGGAGUGGAGGAGACUCUCCCUCGGCUGGUUCUGCUGUCCAGCGCUGCUGUCACUCGUCCUGGAUGGUCAGAUGAGCAGAAGGAGAAGUACCCCGAAGCAGCAGGCAUCGCAAUCGUCAGGCUCAACCCUCUCAACAUCCUUGGCAGCAAGCUGAAGGGGGAGGAGAAGCUGAAGGCGACAGGGGUUCCCUACACCAUUCUUCGAUCGUGCGGCAUCAAUUCAACACAUCCUGAUGGAACCUUUCAGCUCCAGACAGGAGACACGGCGGUUGGAAGAAUCAACCCCAAGGACCUGGCGAUCUCUCUUGCGACAACGUUGGGGAUUCCACAAGCAGCAGGCAAAACCGUUGAAAUCUUCACAACUGAGAGGCCCACCAGCUUCUUCCCUUUUGCCAACCGAGGAACCAAACAGAUGCUCACUACCAAGUUUUCUGAGAUCGUUCGAGACGACCAACGUUGA
This is a messenger RNA of Guillardia theta CCMP2712, 945 nucleotides long. RefSeq lists its product as hypothetical. Lineage: Eukaryota; Cryptophyceae; Pyrenomonadales; Geminigeraceae. The transcript has 12 exons. The record is from RefSeq and is a predicted model, not a curated record. The coding region runs from base 1 to 945 and encodes 314 amino acids.